This is a messenger RNA of Odontomachus brunneus, 3594 nucleotides long. RefSeq lists its product as uncharacterized. The transcript is spliced from 7 exons. The coding region runs from base 478 to 2355 and encodes 625 amino acids. Gene Ontology annotation, cellular component: nuclear membrane. Gene Ontology annotation, molecular function: lamin binding; actin filament binding. Gene Ontology annotation, biological process: nuclear migration along microtubule. The record is from RefSeq and is a predicted model, not a curated record. NCBI's taxonomy places the organism in Eukaryota, Metazoa, Arthropoda, Insecta, Hymenoptera, Formicidae.
CGUAACGGGAACAGGUUCGCAGGGUUUCUUCUGAGCGCAUGGCGGCCUCUAAGCGCGCCUUUCUGGCUCCAAGUUUAGGACUUCAUAUAGGAGCAUCGCGUGUGAUGCUCCUUCACCUUAAGAAUCGAAAGGGCGUAUGUAGUUUCGCGUAGGUUUAUAUGUAGGGAGCCUGAGAGAAUCACAGAACGCCGGCGUUGGUCAACACGUGCCGCGCGUAGUGUGAUAUCGAAUUUGCUUGGAUAAUUUGGCGAUAAGAGAAUUAACGUGAUUCGUUAACAAGAUUCAAAAUAGUCUCAGUUAACGUUAUAGUGUAUCUACCAUUUGGACACUUGACUGAAGAUGUAGCGCAUAGUUGAUGUUGGAGAUUCUUAUAUAUAUAUAUAUAUAUAUAUAUAUAUUUUAGAGAAACGUUUUGUGUUGCCUGUUCACAUCGAGCGUUUUUUGCGAUUUUAAAACGUUUUUAUCCGGACGAAAACAAUGGAACUCGAACAGAACUUUAUGUUGAAUUGUGUGUUUGUAUUGGUUCCCGUUCAAUUAAUCCUCGUUACAUGCUUAACAAUCUUUUACAAGCUAAAAAUAAGAUGGCCUGUGAAAGUAAACUGCUGGUUUUGCAAUGAAAAUACAAGGGUUUGGAGGCGAAAUCUGAAUUGGUGGUUAUGUCCUUCAUGCCAACAAUACAAUGGUUUCUCCAAAAAUGAUGAUUAUGCAUACGAAAUCCCAGAACAAUAUGCAACAUUUAACAAACGCACAAAGUACUGCAGUUUGCCUAAACAGAACAAUUUUGCCAAUGUUCCAAAGAGCAAUAUCUGCAUGGAUUGUAACAAGCGAGAAAGCUUGAAAUUGUCGGCGCUGUCAAACUUUGAAGCCAAAAAUGAAAAUUUCUACAAUGCAGAGGUGAAAAUAUUUAAGGAAUACUUGGAGAAAAAGUAUCCACUGUGUAGUAGUUGCAAGUACACAGUGAGAGAUGUCCUGAAUAAGCAGGCAGUAUGGCUUACCCAUUACAAAAUGCUCUUUUUCAAACAAAAGCCAGUUAAGACAGUUAUCAAUAAUGUAGGGAAGUCAGACACAAUUUUUCGAUUUAUUUCGAUAGUUUUCUGUUCAAUUAUCACAUACAAUCAUGACGUUAUAUGGCUGCCAUUCGGUGGAUUAUUCGUUCACCUAUGUACUUGUUGGGCAAGCUCGAUGAAAAACAAGAAUUCCAACGUGUUAUUAAUAAUUUUAUGGUUUUGUAUGACUAUUCUCGUACUAGUCAAGAAUUUAAUGACACUGCAAAACGUCUGGCUCACUGCGGAACACAUUACACAAUAUCAUAUGAUAUCAGUAUGUACAUUGCUCAUAGGCUUGCUGAAUAUAAAACCUAAUUCAAAUAGAAAUAUAUCGACUACACCGAUAUCGUUUAAAAAGCUCAAGUUGCAUACACGGGACAUCAUUGUGCCAACGCAGUCUCCGUAUGACAAUCGAAAAAAAAACGACAGUAUUUUGAACGAGACAAACAGCAGUGUUGAAUUAUCAGGCAGUGAGAGCAAAUUAUCCAACGGCGAGAUUAAGUCACACUUAGCAGUACCGAAGCAGAAGUUAACCACGACUGUUACAAGCAUCAACGACAGCUAUCCGAACUUCUACUCUUGUUGCCUCGACAACAACGUGAGCGGCCUGAGCGCGCUGUCCUUGAGCGAGGACUCGCCGAGGUACAGCGUGAGAACGCCGCCGAUCUUCGAGAGAAAAGUAUACGGUGCGACCACCUACGAUCUCUUCAGGCGAUCCGCGUCGAGCAAGCGAUGUAUCCUCUCGCCGCCGAAGCUGCGAUCGGUCACGCAGACCUCGUGGGUGGCUGGCGGUUAUUGGCAAGAAGGUGGUAUGGUGAGCGGGGCGCCGACGCUAUCGCGUUCAUCCAGUCAGAGUUCGGGCUUUGGUUCGGCCGGCUCCUCUAAUUUCGCGCCGUCCAGGGAGCCGUCCGUGCACGAGUUUGAUCGUUGCUCCGUCGUGUCUGACGUCACGCAGACUUGUUACACACCGCGAGGAAACGUCGCGAAUCCCGUGAGGUCCUUCGCCAGCUCGGUGGUUCCUCGCGCGCAAUCUCGCUGCUCUGUAUAUGACGCGACUACGACAACGACGAGGAUGAGGAAUUGCUCGCAAUUGCAAUUGUCCGUAGUCCGAGCAUGCAACAAUCCGGUCGUUCCGGAGAGCCACGCUCAGCAGGAGCACGCGGCUGUUAGCAGCGCCGGCCAGAAUGACUCGAUAUCGGUGUGCCCGAGCCACACGACGGUAGUCAUGAACCCCGGUUUGCUGAUCACAUUACUCUGCGGCUCGCUGAUAUUGAACAUGAUAGUGUUGUGCGCCAUGCUGCUGCGUUAACGACGUUAACUGAUGUUCACGUCCGGUGUUUAUUAUAAUUUCGUUAAUAUUAUCACGCCGUUAGUAAGAGAAUUUAACGACCACUUGAGUACUCGCGUCGCAAACUUUGUGAUCUUCCUUUCUUUUUCUUGUUUUGUUUUUGAAAAAAAAAAGAAGAGCAAAGGAAGCUGGCUUCACAUAUGAUCUUCUAUUGUUAACUCUUUAAGAUUUUAACUCUUGAGAAUUAGGAUAGCGAAAAUUCUUGAAAAUGAUAAUGUGUACAUAUAUAUGCGAAUUUCGGAGGAAAUCGAAAUGUUAAAUCUUUCAAUUUGGGUAUUUGUAAGGAUUUAACUUUCGGUUCUCCGGACGCGAACGGAAGAGGCAAAUGUGUGAUUCACAUUCGAUGUGCGCCACGCGAAUACUUUAGGGAAGAACAAACAAUCGACUAUUACUGCCAAUUACGACUACAAUCUUCCGAUUUACUGCGCUCUCGUACAGUAGACGUAAUGUUACACUGCCAAUACACUGAUAUACUUUUUCGUCAAACAUAUCCGCCAGUGUUCACUUUAGAGACAUUGGAUUUUGUAGAUGUACACAGGUACUUUUACAUGCCCGAGAUUUACAUUUUAUGAACGUAAGUUACAGUUUUUCGAUAUCUAGAAACGUGGCUUCGCACGUGUAUAUCGUAUACGGGCUUGGCGCUACAUGUGUGGCGAAGAGAAACGAUCCUUUGUGUGUUCCUUAGCAAAAAAAAAUACGUACAUAUGCGAUUUUAGGUGUAAGAGUGAGAAUAAUCGUUUAAUGCUGAAGAUUUCCAUUGUUUUCCGUAACGCGAAUGUCAUCGACAACAUUGAUUUGUACACUUGCUUUCAAUAAAAUCUGGAUACUUUUUCCGAUGCGAUUUGGAACGGAGUCCGUGAUCCAGAAAGGAUUUGUUCCUGAUCAAUCGUCGGAAGUUAAGUUUUCUUAUUGGAUCAUUGAUUGCGUUCCAAACUGCAUCGAGAAAAAAAAUGUCCAAACCACAGCGAAAUCAAGUGUACAUAUCGCGAGAACUUCGCAAAGGGAAAGAUGUUACUUUGUUCUAUUCGACAAGAGUGUGUAUGCCUCUUCUUAGCCUGUGCACUUGAGAAACUUGUAAUGAUCAUGUUACUUAUCGUAAUCUCGAUUACCGUACGUUUUGAUAUCUGCGAUAUUGUACAAUUAUAUCGAUGAGAAAUAAAACUAGGAAACAAGAAACUUUUUACAAUAUUGCUUACAUAA